This is a messenger RNA of Periophthalmus magnuspinnatus, 1726 nucleotides long. It is a transcript of the gene slc1a8a, whose product is annotated as solute carrier family 1 member 8a. The transcript is spliced from 11 exons. NCBI's taxonomy places the organism in Eukaryota, Metazoa, Chordata, Actinopteri, Gobiiformes, Gobiidae. Gene Ontology annotation, cellular component: plasma membrane. Gene Ontology annotation, biological process: L-glutamate transmembrane transport. The coding region runs from base 1 to 1710 and encodes 569 amino acids. The record is from RefSeq and is a predicted model, not a curated record. Gene Ontology annotation, molecular function: glutamate:sodium symporter activity; neutral L-amino acid transmembrane transporter activity; L-glutamate transmembrane transporter activity.
AUGGAGGAGCUGCUGUUGCCGAGCGUAGAGGAGGAGACGCGGUCGGGCGACAGCGUGCCGUUCGCCCCGGAGCCCAGCGGGGGGCAGUCCGUGGGAGAGAGAGUCAAACGCUUCCUGCACGGUCCCGCCGCGCUGGAGCUGCGCAACACGCUCCGCAACUUCUGCCGCCGCAACGGGCUCCUCACGCUGUCCGUCAUCGCCGUGGCCACGGGCUGCACGCUCGGCUUCAUGCUGCGAGGAACACAGCUCAGCACGCAGGCAAAGAUCUACUUCUCGUUCCCUGGAGAGCUGCUGAUGAGGAUGCUCAAGAUGCUCAUCCUGCCCCUCAUCACCUCCAGUUUGAUGUCGGGCCUGUCGUCCAUGGAGUCCAAGGCGUGCUGUCGGAUGGGCGUGCUCACCGUCACGUAUUACCUGUGGACCACCUUCAUCGCGGUGGUCGUGGGCAUCGUCCUCGUUCUCAUCGUCAAACCGGGCGUCGGCACCGAGAUGGAGAGUAACCGCCUCGGGGGAGGGCCCGUGAUGACAUCUGCCGACGCCCUGCUCGACCUCAUCAGAAACAUGGUUCCCUCAAACCUGGUGGAGGCCACAUUUCAGCAGUACAAGACCGACCUGGUGCCCAUCCUCAAAGUGCCCACUCACACGGUGCAGCCCAGCUUCGUGUACGUGAUCCCGGACGAGAGCGACCCCAGUGGCCGCACCGUGUACCUGGAGCUGACCCCGCCCCCCGAGGUCCAGUACAAGACCAGUCCCGGGACCAGCCAACAGAUGAACGUGCUGGGCAUCGUCAUCUUCUCCGCCACCAUGGGUCUGCUGCUGGGUCGGAUGGGUGAGAGAGGAGCCCCGCUGGUCAACGUGUGUCAGUGCAUCAACGAGUGCGUCAUGAAGAUCAUCAACGCCGCCGUCUGGUACUUUCCGUUCGGGAUCAUCUUUCUGGUUGCGGGUAAGAUCCUGGACAUGGCUGACCCGAGCACUCUGGGGAAGAAGCUGGGCUGGUACGGGGUCACGGUCCUGGCCGGGCUCUUCGUCCACGGCCUCAUCCUGCUGCCGCUCUUCUACUUCAUCCUGACGCACAAGAACCCCUUUAAGUACAUCCGAGGUCUGCUGCAGGCCAUGGUGAUCGCACUCGCAACCUCCUCCAGCUCGGCGACUCUGCCCAUCACGAUGAAGUGUCUGCUGGAGAACUGCCGCGUGGACCGUCAGAUCGCUCGCUUCGUGCUGCCCGUCGGCGCCACCAUCAACAUGGACGGUACUGCGCUCUACGAGGCGGUGGCGGCCAUCUUUAUCGCCCAGGUCAACGACUACGAGCUCGACUUCGGACAGCUGGUCACCAUCAGUAUCACGGCGACGGCGGCGAGCAUCGGAGCGGCCGGGAUCCCUCAGGCCGGACUCGUUACCAUGGUGAUAGUCCUGACCUCUGUCGGACUUCCUCCUGAUGACAUCACUCUCAUCGUGGCCAUUGAUUGGAUUCUUGACCGGUUCCGGACGAUGAUAAACGUUCUGGGCGACGCUCUGGCUGCAGGGAUCAUCGCUCACCUGUGCAGGAAGGACUUCCCCCUGAGCGAGAGCGGGAAGGGUGUCCCUUCUUAUGGGACGGGGAAACCCCACAGUGUGAACGUCCCCAUGACGGAGCUGCACACUCACAGAGACUGUCUCUAUGACGACGACCUGACCCAGAGGCACACGGUCUAUUACAACAUCUGCCAGGUCUAGACCGGGACUACACCAG